Molecule: messenger RNA, 3022 nt
Organism: Cryptomeria japonica (Japanese cedar)
Lineage: Eukaryota; Viridiplantae; Streptophyta; Pinopsida; Cupressales; Cupressaceae
Product: E3 ubiquitin-protein ligase At1g63170
Exons: 4
Coding region: 1017-2426 (469 amino acids)
Biological process (GO): monoatomic ion transport
Cellular component (GO): membrane
Source: RefSeq, a predicted model, not a curated record
AUUCUCAACUAAUCUGCGUUUUGUAUAUUAUGAGAACCGAGGAAAAAGUCGGGUGUGAAAAGGAUUAUCAUAGAAAAAUGCUAAGAGUUAGAACUGUUCGAUCUGCCAGGGCGAUAUAAAUCCAGCCAAUCGGUGUAUCUGCAAGUCUUCUGAGUUUUGAAACGGUCAAAUUGGUUAAGACUAGGGUAAUUGCCUUUUCGUAAGAGUUUAAAAGCAGGGUUUGUUGGAACUGUUCAGCUUUGACUUGUUUUGAGGAUGUCACGGUAAGUGUUGUUGAAUUCCUCGCUAUGGCGAUUUCUAGACGGUGUUUAGCUGUGUUGUUUUUGGAAUUUGAUGAUUUUUUUGAGCUUAAGAGAAAUUAGGAAACUGGAUUAUUGGAUGAGUGGUUUUGAAGGGUUUGCGGCAUUUAUGGACUAAGUUCGGCUGGAAUUGUAACGAGAUUGUUCUGGAACGUCUUGGUAGCAAGUCAGUCGUAAAGGAUGUCAUGAAGUUUCAAAAGUUAAGUCUGAAAUUGAAAGCUUUGAUUUAUAAUUUUUUCGAAAUUCUGUAAAAUAGUUGUUUUAAAUGAUCCGUGGUGCUUUAGAGGUGUGAUUAUUGGUCUCCGAUGAGUAUUUGCUUGGAAACGGUUUUUUGGUUUGACGGCCAGACAUUGAAUGGGAGUUUUAAGAGAUUCGCCUGAACAAUUCAGACGAUCGUAUUAAAACAAUUAGUUUUCCAGGGUUUCAUCUGCAAGGGUUGUUAAAACUUAAGACUUGCACUUGCGUUCUUCCAUAACCCAUAAAUAGUCUACACACUUUAGUCUAGGAUUUGUACGGCAUUUUGAAUGAAUGCUAUUCUCUAAAUCGCUGUAGAUUUUUCAUCUUGUGGGAUACUGAUCUGUGAAGGAAACUGCAGUGUACGGUGUACAUGAGCAUUAGACCUAGGUGAAAAAAAUUCUCUGUUUUUUUACUUUAACUUAGAAAUCAGUGUAGAUAACAGGCUUUUAUAGUUUCCCUUUAGGGCAUUGAGGAAAUUCCAUGGCUGCUGGUUGUGCUGUAUUGGAAUGUGAAAGCCAAACUGAUUGCGAUCGACAUCCUUUGCUGAUGGAACAUCCACUGAGCUCACCGGAUGCAGAUCAUGUUGUUGUGAAUGUACCGAGUUCGUCAAGUCCUUUAGUAGUUCAAACAGACGGAGGAGGAAAUUAUCAAAGUCUUGUCACAGACAGUCCUCAAUUGUCUGCAUCAUCUGAGUGUGAUGUUGCAAUUCCUGUGAAUUCACUUGAGAGGACAAUAACAACGGCAGAAGUGCAUCCUCGGCUGCCACCUUCAUCGUCAUCAUUGAGAAGCAGUUCUUUUGGCCGAAACGCUUCUUUUGGCAGGACUGAUGAUUUUAACAGCUAUGGGGCAGGAAGACAAAGAACAAGUCCGUUGAACUCAGGUUUCUGGAUAUCAAUGGAACUUACCAUUACGGUUAGCCAGAUAGUAGCUUCAAUUAUUGUGUUGUCAUUUUCAAGGCAUGAAAAUCCACAAGCUCCUUUGCAUGUUUGGGUUCUGGGCUAUGCAAUAGGUUGUUUUGCCACUCUUCCUCUUCUAUAUUGGCGUUAUGCACACCGUUACACCCACAUGGCAGAGCAAGAUCCUCUUUCUUCAGGUACAUCUCAUUCUAGUGGCCCUACUCGGGCUUCGUCUUACAUAGUAACCUCAGCACCCCAGUUUCCUCAAGAAGAAGAAGUCAGUGAUACAUUUCAGUCUGCAAGGAGCACUCGAGAUGCAUCUAUGUCUGAUGCAAGAAUUCACAUAUUUGUUGAAAGGUUCAAGAUGGCUUUAGACUGCUUCUUUGCCAUUUGGUUUGUUGUUGGCAAUGUUUGGAUAUUUGGGGGGCAUUCAUCUUCAAGUGAGGCUCCAAAUUUGUACAGGUUAUGUAUUGUAUUCCUUACAUUCAGCUGUAUAGCUUAUGCUAUGCCUUUCAUUUUAUGUGCAACAAUAUGCUGUUGCCUUCCCUGCAUCAUAUCUCUUCUUGGAUUUCGAGAGGACCAGACCCACACAAAAGGUGCUUCAUCAGAAAUCAUUAAUUCCCUGCCAACGUACAAGUUUAAAGGAAAAGUUGGAAGUGAAAAAACUGUCGCUAAAGAUGAUAGUGAAUCUGACUCAGAGAGUUCAUGUAUGGGUGGCAUUGUAGCAGCUGGUACAGAAAACGAAAGAACUGUUUCAGCAGAAGAUGCGAUUUGUUGCAUUUGCCUUGGAAAAUACAAGGACGGUGCAGAGCUGAGGGAGCUUCCAUGCUUACACCAUUUUCAUGUAGAUUGUGUUGAUAAAUGGCUAAAAAUCAAUGCAACUUGUCCUCUCUGCAAGCAUGAAAUCAGUGAUUCAAGCGAAACAGCACCUGAAUCUGCUGGUGAAAUGGAACAGCAGAGGGAUAGAGGUUCACAAAAUGAAGUAUUAACCUGAAACUAUCCACUUUUGAGUGUGUGAGACCAUAGAUAAAUGGAAGCUGUCACAUACAUGGACUCUGUGCAUUAACAUUUUAAAAUAUAAAAGAUCUCAGAAAAAUUGGGCAAGCUAUUAUGUUUGUUAGAAAAGGCACUGUCAAAAGAUAGGAAGCAAAGCUGCUACACACGUAAAGAAGUAUGGUUGCCAUUCAAAGUAUUAUAAAUCUCUCAAUAUGAAGGCUUGCAAGUUAAAGCUGUGCAUAUGAUUUAUCAUCCAACUUAACGUACUUGACAUGGCGGAGAGAUGCAACUGCAUUCCCACGAGUUUCCUAACAAUGCAACAUACUUUGGCCAUGGCUGGUAAGAUUGGUUACAGAGUAUGGGAGUGCUCUGUUAGAACAGUCUUGAGGUUUUAUAUCUAAUAAAUGAAUGGUUGCUUUACGCUUGCUGCUGUGUACCAAUUGAAUAAAUGCAGUUUGAUUUCCUUUGAAAAUGACAGUGCCACUAAACAUGUAAAUCCCACUAGAACCUUUUUCUAUUGUUGCUGUAGCUUGCUUGAUAGGUAAGUAAAAUUACUCAUUCUUUAAGCUGUUCUAAAGAUUAUCUUUCAUGACA